GGGCAGGGGUCGCGGGAGCCCGCCGCAGCGCCGGGCGAGCCGCACGCCGGGCGGGCGGUGCGGGCCGGGCCCCGGGCGGCGUGCGGGGGCAGCGGGGGUAUGUUCUCCCUCGCUGAACUUUCCCCGUCGCCGGAUCGCGCCGGCGACGCAAGGUGCGGGGCGGCUGGCGGGGAUCUCCGCCCCGCUCCGCCGGCAUCACAUGGUGCUAGGGGAGGGAGGGGGGAGCCGCCCCCCCCCCCGCUCUCGCUUCUCGUACAGUUUCUUCCAGUCUCAGCGCUCAACUCCGGCGAGGCUGGAGCGCGGCGCGGGGCUAGGCAGGAGCCGGGCGGGCUCCGCCGCCUGCUCCCGGGGCGCCCUCCGGCAGCGGAGGCGGCGGGGAAACGGCACAAGUGCGCGGCGCCUCCGCUGCCUCGCUCCUUCUGAUGCCCCUUCGCGACUGCACGCCAGCCCGGCGGCCGCGGCUCCGGGAGGAUGCGGCUCUUCCUCGUCGCUGCAACUUUCUGGGGAUUGUGCCUGGCUCCAGGUCGCCCUUUUGUUGAGCUGCUGGGUAGUUAAGAACAUCAUAAUGCAAGGAGGGAAAGGUUUGGGUUUGCAAAUACAGUGCUACCAGUGUGAGGAGUUCCAGCUAAAUAAUGAUUGCUCAGCUCCAGAAUUCAUCGUGAAUUGUACAGUGAACGUUCAAGAUAUGUGUCAGAAAGAAGUAAUGGAAAAAAGUUUUGGAAUCAUGUAUCGCAAAUCCUGCGCAUCUUCGGCAGCGUGUCUGAUAGCCUCUGCUGGGUACCAGUCCUUUUGCUCUCCAGGGAAGGUGAACUCUGUUUGCAUCAGCUGCUGCAACACUCCACUCUGCAACGGGCCCCGGCCGAAGAAGAGAGGGAAUUCUGGCGCGGUGCCGAGGGCACACGCGAUAACUACAGUUCUGCUCCUGAAAUUGGCUCUGUUGGUUUUCUAUUGCUAA
This is a messenger RNA of Falco peregrinus (peregrine falcon), 955 nucleotides long. RefSeq names its product LY6/PLAUR domain containing 1 (gene LYPD1). Gene Ontology annotation, biological process: acetylcholine receptor signaling pathway. Gene Ontology annotation, molecular function: acetylcholine receptor inhibitor activity. NCBI's taxonomy places the organism in Eukaryota, Metazoa, Chordata, Aves, Falconiformes, Falconidae. Bases 200 to 955 code for a protein of 251 amino acids. The transcript is spliced from 4 exons. The record is from RefSeq and is a predicted model, not a curated record.